CUUGGAGGGGUGAUUUCAUAGCAUCUCGCAGUCCAUGCUGCUGCUGAGCAAGGGUUUCAAAGCUGGGCUCCUAAUUCCAAGGAAAUGGGAAAUUUAAUGCUUUAGAGACCUUCCCUGAGGCUGGACCUCAUGGUGUUGGUCUCUUGCAAAUGGAGGCAGAGUUAAGCAAACGGCCAUCAUCAGGUGUGAGGGAAGAUGUCCCUGCUGCUUUCAACCUCUUUUGGGAGCUUUCUCAUUGCCCUGUUGACUCCAGAAAUUGUCAUUCUUGAGAACAACUCCAAUUCCUUCCAAUUGAAGGCUCCUAUUCCUAGGUGCCUUCCCACUCAAUCCAUUCUGUGGUUCAAUGAUUCAAUGAAUCAGUCAUAAGGCACUGAAAAAAAUCUCACCUUUUUCCAGCCAGUUUUCCUUCUCUGCUUUUCCCUUAGCUUUUCUCUCUUUGCUCAUCCCUCCUGCCCCCAUUUUCUCUGCAGACUCUGCCUUUGGGACACCAUCACCCACCCCAUGUGAUGGGAUCCCCACUUGUGGUCAAGGAGGGAUCAGACAAAGCCCAUCAGCCACUCUUCCCAUAUAGAUGAAUUACCCCGACUUCCUGUAAGGAUGAAUUAUCCAGACAUUUCCUACAAGGAUGAACACCUAUAAGCAAGGUCCAAGCAGGACUGGGAGCCCCUAUAGCUCUUUUGCAGAAGAGACAGCCAUCCUGAGCCUCUCCUCCUCCUCUCUAUGCUUCACGUUGACCAUUUAUAUAAUUUUUGGUACAGAUUAUGCCCUGUGCUGCAGCUCUACAAGCAUCAUGCAGCUCUGAUCUCCCGUAGCUUCCCCUUGAAUAGAAAUCACAGCAAUUUCAAGGCUGGUUUCAUUUGCAAUCUAGAUGUUUUCUACCUCUAAAGUGAAAAUUUUCUGCCUCUAGCCUGGUGCUGUGCCCUAGGGUUGGCAGCAAUGUGCAGCUGAAACUAGGAUUCUUUGAGCCAGGUGGGCAUUGCCCCACCUGGCUCUAAUUAUAACAGCUCAACAGCUGCUCCUUGCUUAAGCUUCAGUGGCUGCUGGCUUCUUCCAGCCAGAUAAAGUGACCUUAUAUGAUGGGAAAUGUAAAUUUAUAGUAGUGCAGAGAGCCCUGGGGACAGCAGAGAGGUCAGGCACUGCAGAGCUGCAUUUUAUGCCAGCAUAGAGAUUAACAGACCCCAAAACUUCACACUGUGUGUUUUUGGCAUCAAGGCUAUGUGUACUUUUAAAGCGUGGUCGAGGUGUUGGAUUUGCUUCUAUUGUGCACAGUGACAGAUUUAUAUUCAUUAUUUAAAAUUGUAAGCAGGUCUCUUAUAAACAAAACACCCCGCAGCCAGGCAGGUGCAGACAAGUUUGUGGUUCCAGAUGAGGGUGUAUACUUGCAGUUUCCUGGUCUGGAAGAAGCACAGGAACCAUUUCAGCCUUCAGAGCAUGCAGAGAAUGCACUGCAGGCACUGCAAAAUCAUGGUAGAAGACCACAGGACCCUUUGCCAUUACCCCAGAGCCAGGUCGAGCUGGGAUUCUCAUGCUGUAACCAUGCAUGGGGCUCCAAGGAGGAAGAGCUGGGAUGCAGGCUGCUGCCUCCCCACCUUUGAGAUCUUCUUUUGCUGUGAGUUCAGGAGGAAAAAGCCCUUGCUCCGAAGGAAAGCGGUGUUUGGCCAACGCUUGGCAGAGACCAUGGCCUACGAGCAGAAGUUCGGGCAGCAGCAGGUGCCCAUCCUGGUGCAGAAAUGUGCUGAGUUCAUCCGGGAGCACGGGGUGAGCGAGGAGGGCAUCUUCCGCCUCCCCGGCCAGGACAACCUGGUGAAGCAGCUCAGGGAUGCCUUCGAUGCUGGGGAAAGGCCAUCGUUUGACAGGAACACGGACGUGCACACCGUGGCCUCCCUGCUCAAGCUGUACCUGCGAGAGCUGCCCGAGCCCGUCGUGCCCUGGAUGCAGUACGAGGAUUUCCUGCUCUGUGGCCAGACACUGGACGUGGACCAGGAAAAGGGCCACCAGGACCUCCUGAAGCAGCUGUCCCUUCUUCCCCGAGACAACUACAACCUCCUCAGCUACAUCUGCAGGUUUCUAUAUGAAAUACAGCUGAACUCCAGCGUCAACAAGAUGAGUGUGGAUAACCUGGCAACAGUGAUUGGAGUGAACCUCAUCAGACCCAAGAUAGAGGAUCCUGCAACUAUUAUGAGAGGCACAUUGCAGAUCCAGAAAGUGAUGACCGUGAUGAUCAGCGACCACGCAGACCUCUUUCCCCCAUCUAAGGAUGUGCCCCCCUCCCCAACGACCCAACAGAAUGACAAGAAAACCCCCAUCCUGCGCAGCUCCGUGGGCUGGGACUCUGCAGAGGACUCCACAGUGGCCAGGGCAGACAGCUCAGUCCAAAGGCAAAUGAGAGACAGCCCAAAUGCCAGCCGUGCUCCUGGGCUGACUGCGAGCUCACGUGCACCCAGCGAAGAUACUGGCAUGCAACCGUCCAAAGAUACGCUGGGAAUGUGGAAAAUGCAGGCAAGGAAAAGGACUCAGACUUUACCUAACAGAAAAUCCUUCCUGACAACUGCUUCUCCGGGGGAGAAAGGCAGCAGUGACAGGAACGACAUAUUUAACAGCGACUUUUGGAAAGGCUCCACGCAGAGCAACCCGCGUUCCGUGCUCUCCGAAGGACAUAAGAGAACGUUAUCUCACGAUCUUUUCAAGCUGCUCGACCUUCACCGGGCUUCGACUUAUGACAACGUGCCCACCUCCCAAGUGGAAAGCAGGGAAGGCAGCAGCUCUAGCCCCAGUCCUGCCAGCAGCUGCUCUGAUAAGGAGUUCCAGCCCUGCCUCAGCCCCUGCCAUCAGCCCCAGGAACCGGCCAGCCCCGCUGAGAUGUUCCAGCCUGCUCCAGAGAGCAAGGAGUCCCUGCAAAGCAUGGUCCUGAAGCUGCAGAGAGAAAUGGAAGAGCAAAAAGAGACCUAUGAGGAGCAAAUUAAAAGCCUCGAGAAGGAGAAUUACGAUGUUUGGGCCAAAGUGGUGAGGCUGAAUCAGGACAUUGAGAGGGAGAAGAAGAAGUCUGAGGACCUGGAGCUGAAGCUGAAGAACAUGGAACGCUUGCAGGAGGACUUGGAGAAGAAAAACAAGAUGCUUGAGGAGGAGAUAGAAACCAUUGCUAAAUCCAGGAGCAAAAGCGAUGCCAAAACCAUCUAGGAGAAGACACCCAGCUGUGUGCAAACAUAAAAUGCAGCUGCACGAAUCCAAAGGAAUUGCCAAGCAGGACUAGAGUCAGGGACUUGUAUUGUCCAGCGUCCUGCUACCGGCUGUGGGCUUGUGUGGAGGAAGGAGCCUGGAAUUUAGAGGCUGGUUUAUGCUCUGAAACAGGAAAUUUCCAAAAUACUGUUUAGCUUUUUUCUUGUGUGUUUGUUUUUUUUUUCCAACUCCUCUUUCAGCUGCUCGAGUUACCUGUAGAACAGGCCAAUACUUCUUGCUGCUCAAUCAGAAUAUCUUGCACACACACACAAAAAAAAACCCAAAGCAACAAGAGUCCUUCCUGCCAGCUGGCUCUGUACUGGAGACACCAGCAGUGGAACAGAACAUCCCUAAAUCCUGGAUCUGGGGAAAUGGAAAAGCCCCAAGGUCUUGGGUGGCACAGCUCGUCUUAGAGCAUGCCUGGAUGCUGGGCUGCAGAUGCUGUCAGCAACACAACUGAGACAUUUGCAUCAACACAUGCUCUUGGCUAUUGCUCUUAUAGAGCAAGAGAAGCCCAGACAGCUCGUUGGGUCCACUGGGAAACCUCGUGCCCCAUCACUCAUUGUGCUUUGCAAGACUCAUCGAUGUCAAGGCUGUGAAAUCACAAAAAUCACCACAACUUCUUCAGUUAAAUUGCUGUUCGGUUAUUUUAAGCCGCCGAUCCUUACAGCCAUGUGUAUAUAAACCCAACAUGGUUGCUGUCGAGGCUUCGGAGUUUCACAUAUCCAUCCACGGAGCUCUUUGUCUUUCGUUAUUUCAUCAGGAUUCUCUUGGCCAUCUUGGUGGAAACCUGGAUUUGCAACCCAGCGACGACGCGUGGUCUCUGCCCAUCACUUGCUGCCGUCAACCUAAGGACUAAUCAGUGUGGCUAAUUGUAAACGUGUCGCUUUGGCUGCUUGCUUUCAUGCUGCCUGCCAAUGAGUCGCCCUUCCUGCAGGACCAUGAUGCUGCUGAAGCUUUCGGUGUACGAAAAAUAGAACAAGGCUCUGAAACUUUUCGCUCAUUGGUGUUCAGAAGGGCGAUCCACAGCACACAGCCUUAGCCCAGCAUUUGUGGCUACAGAAAGGGGAUCAGCAGGAGUUCCCAGCAAAGACUUGUAGGACUAAAUGCACUCUUCUGUGCCAAGCACGAUGGAGUGAAUGCAAAUGAAUUGCUGUUACUGAGGACUCAAAGUGAAAGUUCAGCUCGAGAGAGGCUGCAGGCCUGCUUGGCAGAGGUCUGCAAAAAAAAAAAAAAAGACUGCAGAGAGAAAGAGAUGCAAAAGAGACUGUGAAAAGAGAAAGAUGGGAGUGGGAAAAUGUUCAUAGAGAAUUAAAGUCAAUAUUGGGUGUAUAGCACUUGCUGCAUGGGAGUUCUGUAGCCCUAAAGCUGACAACUCCUUAGGCUCGAGCUCAGAGAUAGUGCGUGUAUUGAAUCUGUGCUUGCUUAGCUGUGAUUGGAAAAUCCAGGUAAAGGAAAUGUUUGUAAGAGUUGAGCUGCAUUUAGAAGCCUGACCCAUAAACAGAACAUUCCCAUGAUAA
Numida meleagris (helmeted guineafowl) is the source of this 4736-nucleotide messenger RNA. It is a transcript of the gene ARHGAP25, whose product is annotated as Rho GTPase activating protein 25. Gene Ontology annotation, molecular function: GTPase activator activity. Bases 1366 to 3177 code for a protein of 603 amino acids. The record is from RefSeq and is a predicted model, not a curated record. Lineage: Eukaryota; Metazoa; Chordata; Aves; Galliformes; Numididae. Gene Ontology annotation, biological process: actin filament organization; activation of GTPase activity; phagocytosis, engulfment. The transcript has 8 exons. Gene Ontology annotation, cellular component: phagocytic cup.